AUGGAGAAUGAUUCCUCUAGGCGCAAUCGCCUAAUGAAGAAGUUCUUCCAUGGGAAAGACAAACAGCCCGACGGUACCCAGCAGACCGACCUGAACGAUUUCCUCCACACCUCGUCCUCCGACACCCUCGACGUCACCCACCCCGUCCCUCCUCCGCCGGCCGCCGCCAGUCGGGCCCUCCCCAAGCUCAAUAUUUCGAAUGCCUCUCGUUAUCCGCAGGCACUGACAUUGGACCAGCCGAACCAAAACCUCCCCAUACGGCCGCCUCCCCAUAGCCCGGGUCUCAUCCCCCGUCGACCCGUACCGAAUAGAAAGGGCCAGCUCGUGCGCUUCGUCGACUCUAGGCCCGAUGUUAUUGGUAUCGGCGGCGACGAGUGGCCCGAGCCCACCAUUGAGAUAUCUCGCCAAAAGGCCAAGAGAGAUGUUGCGCCCCCGGCCCCUCCAUCUCCACGUAAUCCCGCCCGGUUAGCUCAGUUCCUCGAUACGUCUAUGCCUAAGGACGAGAGGAGGAGAUCUUUUAUUGAGAUUCAACAGGCCGAGAUGAGGCAGGCCGAGGGGCGGGCCUUUGCCGAAGCUGCAAGAUCCGCGGGCUCUGCCGCGAACGACGGGGAAUGGGACGAGUCGUCUACUGCCGAUGAACACAGCCCGCAGCAACGAUACGAGUCUCCCCGCCCCGUGUCUCUUGACUCUGCAACGUCCAGCGUGUACAGCCAGCAAUCGUCAGCGCCGGGCAUGGCCUCGCGCCAGGGUAGCCUCAUUACCCCCAUGGUGGCUACCGCGCCCCCGAUCUCGCCAAAUGUGUUUUCCCUUUCUCGACAGGGCAGCCUGGCUAGCUACCCAGACCCCUUUGGUAGUGCGUCCCGCUCCCAGUCCCUUAGGAUGCAUGACGUGGUGCAAGCCGCAUCGGAUGAUGCGCUCAACAUCUUUGUCGACCGCGUCAGACAUUUAUUCGAACUUUUCCGGCUUCAUGCCGAGGCAGUGCGGCCUAUCCUCUCCUCAUCCCAGAUGCAACUUGAGAUGGAUCGUCAGCAAGCCUAUGCGAACCUUGCCAAGGGGUAUUGGAUAUUUGAGGUAGCGACUCCCGAGCUCCUGGAAUCCCGGGGCUUGCAGCUGGGCAUGGAAGAGGAGGAAGCCCGACAAGGGCUACUAUCCAGCCUCAGGAAGCUCGCUGUUUCGAUGAAGAGGAACAACCUGCUACCACCAGAGGAGGCGUUUCUCCCCAGACAAUCGACAAGUCCAUCUGGAUUGAGGAUGACGAUGACACAGCGCGUCGGCCCGAACAUGACCAUCCUCGAGUCUCUCCCUCUCGGCGACGUAGGCGAGUACUUCAACUACAGUCGCAUCGCUGUUGAUGUGUAUUUAAUGGAACAGGGCAUGGAAUCGCAGCGCGUGACGCUGCCCUGCCUUCUUUCUACUGUGAGGCCGCAAAGCCAAUCUAGUCUCUCCUUUCUCUUGUCGAGUCAGAGCGGCCAGGUUCAGCUUAGGAUUCAAGGAAACAAGAACCUGGGUCCCACAUGGGAAGAUGUACGUUGGGUCCCGGAGGCCAACGUUCUCGACGUUCGGUUGCCGCGCGGGUUUAAGCUCGAUAUCCAUUGCUCGCGACAAGACUUCUCCAUGCUAUGGAGCAUGUACGACUUUGGGCGAAAAGUCCAGUCAACGCUAUACCCGCGCUCUGAUGAGCUUGUCACAUUCCGGUCGACUCUUCCUGCCUUUGAGUACCUGGAUGCUGACCCGCAAUCCCGCGCUUUCCCCAAAGAUGCGCAGACAAACUGCGAGGUCGCCCUCUUUGAAAAAAUCUACAAGGAGUCCGUCGCUGGGGGCACGCGGAGCCUACACCGUGGGUGCCGUCUCGCCGUCGUCACGGGGCCGAAGACGAGGACGUUGAGCGGCGUAAACCACGCAUACAUCCCAUCUCAACCGGUCCAGUUUACCUUCUUGCGCGGUAGCAGCGGCUUGCCGGCGCUCCACUUACGUUUUGACAAUGGGAGGCAGAAAGGCCACAUGGUGCUUUCAUUCCGGGACGAAAAAGAGCGCUUGGAGUUCCACCUCCUCUUUACGGGGGCUCGCGUCGCAAACGACGAGCUUGUCGUCUGCAAGGUACCGCUGGCCGGAUUCAAGAUCACGCAGAGGUUGGGCGACACAGAGAGUCUAGCUGGCUUGGACACUUUCCCGUGGGCCGCGGUCAAGCUCAUCAACGACGAGAACGAGGGAGACGAGCCGCGCACCGUCUUGUCGGAUCGAUUACGGCUAUGGAUGGACUUUAAUAUAGGAACGGUCACGGAUAGAAUGAACAUGGCGCCAGGAGAAUUUAAGUUACGGCUCGAAGUCGGACAGACCAAGGUGCUCCAUAUUCUGAGACAGCCGCAGCCAGACCUGACCAUGGCGCUGUCGGAAUCGCACGUGUCCAAGGAGGCCUGCGCCAGUGUACAGCAGGGCUUGCAGAUCCUGUCCAAGACACAAACGGUUCGAUCGUACACGUUCCAGUCGCUCGGGGACCUCCAUGUCUUCCAAGAGGCCAUGACAGGCUUCAAGGUCCUUUUCGACGGAAUGGCGACUUCCUUCGCCAUCGCACGACGCAGGAUGGUGGUCCCCAUCCACAAGAAGUGGGAGGCUGGCCGCACGAGGAUACAGGUGAUACAACAAGAUCCGGUGAUGCAGAUGCUCGUCUUCUUCGAAGACUUCCACCACGGACAUUGCAUGGGUUUCGUUUUGAAGGGCACAGAUGUAUUUGAGGCAUUCGGCCGGGGUAGCAAAGCCGGACUCAAGAUUGUGGACGCCAAGUUCCCGCUGCCUCGAAUGCUGGAAGAAGGCAAAAGGACAGCAGCGGGCAGACAGACGAUUUUGCAUUCGUGUGUCUGGACCUGCCUGAGAUACCUGGCGAGCAUGACGACAUCUCAAUCACACCGAGAUGCGCUCUGCCAGCUUCUGCCGUCGCCUGUCAAGGGGUCCUCGCGCAUCUCCAAAAUCAAGUGA
This is a messenger RNA of Parascedosporium putredinis, 2973 nucleotides long. The record is from the annotation of a GenBank genome assembly. NCBI's taxonomy places the organism in Eukaryota, Fungi, Ascomycota, Sordariomycetes, Microascales, Microascaceae.